Fonsecaea erecta is the source of this 465-nucleotide messenger RNA. RefSeq lists its product as hypothetical. The coding region runs from base 1 to 465 and encodes 154 amino acids. The transcript has 3 exons. Lineage: Eukaryota; Fungi; Ascomycota; Eurotiomycetes; Chaetothyriales; Herpotrichiellaceae. The record is from RefSeq and is a predicted model, not a curated record.
AUGCCAAUGACUUGGGAUGCCGAUGCCGAUGCCCGGCUCUUUGCAGCGGUGUUGGCCACCUCAGAAAUCAAAAUCGACUACCCUGCAGUUGCGGCUCGGAUGGGAAAUGGAUGUACUGCCAAGGCAGUCACACAUAGAAUCACAAACAUAAAAAUGAAGGCCAGGUCGCUGGAGACCGGCGGAGACGGGGCAUCUCCAACCCCAGCGGCUGCAGCUGCCAGCGGUCGCAAACGUGGGCCAAAGGCAAAGAAGUCUGAAGACAAGGCGGCAGACGGGGACAAACCAGCAGCCAAAAAACAAAAGACGGCCAACGGUGGAAAGAGUGCCAGUGCCAGUGCCACGCACAGCAAGAAGAAAGGUGUCCCGGCUCCGGCUUUUCCUGUUAAGAAAGAGGAGGAGGAUGACGACGACGGUGCUGACGUUGACGACAGCGGUGAAGACGUCAAUGGAGAAGACUCGGCUUGA